This is a messenger RNA of Gavialis gangeticus (Gharial), 860 nucleotides long. RefSeq names its product small nuclear ribonucleoprotein polypeptides B and B1 (gene SNRPB). Lineage: Eukaryota; Metazoa; Chordata; Crocodylia; Gavialidae. Gene Ontology annotation, cellular component: U2-type prespliceosome; U4/U6 x U5 tri-snRNP complex; U1 snRNP. Gene Ontology annotation, biological process: mRNA splicing, via spliceosome. Bases 23 to 721 code for a protein of 232 amino acids. The transcript is spliced from 6 exons. Gene Ontology annotation, molecular function: RNA binding. The record is from RefSeq and is a predicted model, not a curated record.
GACGGUGGGGAAGAGCAGCAAGAUGCUGCAGCACAUCGAUUACCGCAUGCGCUGCAUCCUGCAGGACGGUCGCGUCUUCAUCGGCACCUUCAAGGCCUUCGACAAGCACAUGAACCUCAUCCUGUGCGACUGCGACGAGUUCCGCAAAAUCAAGCCCAAGAACUCGAAGCAGCCGGAGCGAGAGGAGAAGCGCGUCCUGGGGCUGGUGCUGCUGCGGGGAGAGAACCUGGUGUCCAUGACGGUGGAGGGGCCGCCCCCGAAAGAUACCGGCAUUGCCCGCGUGCCCCUGGCCGGAGCUGCAGGAGGACCUGGCGUGGGGAGGGCAGCUGGGCGAGGAGUGCCAGCCGGGGCCCCCAUGCCCCAGGCUCCAGCAGGGCUGGCCGGCCCAGUUCGGGGAGUGGGAGGACCAUCCCAACAGGUGAUGACGCCCCAGGGCCGCGGAACAGUAGCUGCAGCUGCUGCCGCGGCCACUGCUAGCAUAGCAGGAGCCCCAACGCAGUACACACCAGGCCGCGGGGGGCCUCCACCACCCAUGAGCAGAGGAGCACCUCCUCCAGGAAUGAUGGGGCCACCUCCUGGCAUGAGACCGCCCAUGGGUCCACCAAUGGGAAUGCCACCUGGCCGAGGGGCACCAAUGGGGAUGCCUCCCCCAGGAAUGAGACCGCCUCCCCCUGGGAUGAGAGGUCCCCCUCCUCCUGGCAUGCGCCCACCCAGACCCUAACAUGUGCUCUGCUGGCAUUAAGUGAACAGGACUGCUCGCUGGCUGCUCCUAUCCAACUGUAGCUGCAUUUCACCGUGUAUAUUUUCUAUUUAGUGACUGUAAGAUUUGUCCCUUUUUAAUAAAGUAGAAAACUUUCUAA